GCUGUGACAGUCACAAGCCUUUAGCCGCUGUGUGAGGAGUGUCAUCACAACAUCCACUAUUUUACAGGAGGAAAUGGAGAAAAGCUACGAGAUGACGCACACUUACAUCUGCUUUCAUCCCAUGCUGCAACACUGAAGCUGGCGAGUAAAAUGAAAAGGCAUUUUUAAAAUAGCUGAAAAAGUGAGGAAGGGUAAUGAAAGACAGGUGACGUGACCAGUGAAAACAGCAAAGGGUCAUGGGAUGUGGCAUGGGAAAAUCCAGACCUCAGCAAAAGAAGUGUGACCGAGUGAGCAUCUCAGUCCCAGCUGCCACAGCAAUCAGAGCGGCUCUACUGAUCCAGCGCUGGUACCGGCAGUACGCUGCCAGGCUGGAGAUGAGACGCAGGUGCACGUGGAACAUUUUCCAGUCCAUUGAAUAUGCAGGAGAACAAGAUCAGAUAAAGCUGUACAAUUUUUUUGGCUUUUUGAUGGACCACUUCACCCCAGCCAGUACUGAAAGAAACCUAAUUUCUCACAUCUUUCGUGAGAAUGAGAUCUGCCGCGACGUUGAGUGGGAGAGAUAUUUUUGCUACAAGGCCAUUGAGGUACCAGACAGCUACAAUGGGCCCCACAUAACAUUCCCCAUGACAUUCUGUGGAGUGUCAAUGUUAGUGGAAGCUUUUAAGCAUAAACAAAAGCUCCAUGCUCGAUAUGUGCUUCAGAUUCUUGGAGAGACGUGGAGACUUCUGCGAAUCCUUCCAAACAUCAAUCACGUCUCUGUCUCUCAUAGCAAGGAAAUUACAAUAUGUGGAGACUUGCAUGGGCAGCUUGAAGAUCUGUUGCUGAUAUUCUAUAAGAACGGUUUACCAUCAUGUGAGAAACCGUAUGUCUUCAAUGGAGACUUUGUGGAUCGUGGCAAAAACUCCUUGGAGAUUCUGCUCAUCCUGUUUGGAUUCCUGCUUGUCUACCCCAAUGAUGUCCAUCUGAACAGAGGGAACCAUGAGGACCACAUUGUUAAUCUGAGAUAUGGUUUCACAAAGGAAGUUUUGGCAAAAUACAGGGUGCACGGCAGGAAGAUCCUGAAGCUUCUCCAAAAGAUCUUCAGCUGGCUGCCCAUAGCCACAGUGAUCAAUCACAAGGUGCUGGUUGUUCAUGGAGGGAUCUCCAAGUCAACGGACCUUGACAUGGUUGCCAGAGUGGACAGACACAGAUAUGUGUCGGUCCUGAGGCCUCCGAAGAUGGUUUGUCAAUCACUUAAUGGCAAAAGGACAAUGAACAGCAGAAAUGAACACGUUGAUGGACCAGUCGAAGGCCGACGUCGAGUGCGCUCUUUGACUUACCAAAGCUCUACCUUGACUCAGUGGAACAACUUGCCUCGUCGUUCGCUUCAUAACUUGCCCUUCAGCAUUCAGCCGAACUGCUCGGUGGAGAACGAGCUGAAGAAGCGGCGCAGGCUGGCUGGGUUUGACCAGUCCUACAGAGAGACAAAGGCCUCUGACUCUGAUUCAGACCCAGAGUUUGGAGACGCCACAGAAGCAGAUGGGCACAAGUGGAAACAAAUAGUGGACCUGCUGUGGAGCGACCCGAUGCCCCAAAAUGGCAGCAUUCCCAAUGAGGUGAGAGGUGGAGGCUGCUAUUGGGGACCUGAUGUCACUGAGGAGGUGCUGGGAAGACACAAUCUCCAACUUCUCAUCCGAUCCCAUGAGUGCAAACAGGAUGGCUACGAGUUCUGCCACAAUCGCAGGGUGCUGACCAUAUUUUCAGCCUCUAACUACUACGAAGUGGGCAGCAACAGAGGAGCCUACAUCCGAAUGGGCCCAGAUUUGGUCCCUCACUUCGUCCAGUACCAGGCCAGCAGGACGUGCAGAGAGCUCACCCUGAGACAAAGUGUGGGGUGGACAGAGAGAUCGGCGCUGCGAGCUCUCAGGGAGCAACUGUUUGUACACAAGUCCGACCUCAUCAGAACCUUCCAGGAGCACGAUCCCAACAACACGGGGCUGAUCUCUCUAAGGCACUGGGCCAGCGCCACGGAGACUGUACUGAAGCUGGGUUUGCCUUGGAGGAUGCUGCGCUCUCAGCUUGUUAGCAGAACCCCGUAUGGUAUGGUGGACUACAAGCAGUGGAUAAAGGAGCUCUCCAUCACUGAGCCCAAACUAGAGGUGUCAGAUACAAGCAUCCUGGAGACUAUGUACAAAAACCACUCCAAUCUGGAAACCAUCUUCCGCAUUAUAGACACAGAUCACUCAGGUUUGAUCUCUUUUGAAGAGUUUCGUCAGACUUGGAAACUCCUCAGCUCUCAUCUCAAGAUGGACAUCAGUGACAAGGCCAUCGCAGACCUGGCUAAGAGCAUAGACUUCAACAAGGACGGUGGCAUCGAUAUUAACGAGUUCAUGGAGGCCUUCCGACUGGUGGACCUCUCCGCACAUACCAUAUAGUCUGGGAUGGGAGCGGUAGCUGAACCAGUGCUAUGCUCAUGAAGAUCUUCUGCUUUGCAGAGUCUUGAGUGCACCUGCUCACCUCCAUAUAUUUGAAAGUACUGGACCGUGCGGUAGAUCAACAGCACAUUUUCACAUAUCCGGGUUAGACGUCUUCUACCUCAUAGCGUUUUUUUUUUGGCUGGUUUAUACCUUUUUUUUUAAUGUUUUGUAUUUUUAAAUUUAUAAAUGAUCAUAUGUUAAGUUGUGACCCUUUCACAACUGAGAAUGACCACGCCAAAUUAUUGAUUUUGUACAUUACAGUAAGUUUACAAGUUCUUUGUAAGAGGCUUUUUUUUUUUCUUUAGUUAAUUUUGCUCCACUUCAUCUGUUCGCCAAAUUUCAUUUGCUGUCACUCUGACAAAGUAUCAAUAAUUA
This is a messenger RNA of Cololabis saira (Pacific saury), 2831 nucleotides long. Its product is annotated as serine/threonine-protein phosphatase with EF-hands 2-like. The record is from RefSeq and is a predicted model, not a curated record. Gene Ontology annotation, biological process: negative regulation of MAPK cascade; detection of stimulus involved in sensory perception. Gene Ontology annotation, cellular component: nucleus; cytosol. NCBI's taxonomy places the organism in Eukaryota, Metazoa, Chordata, Actinopteri, Beloniformes, Belonidae. The transcript has 19 exons. Gene Ontology annotation, molecular function: manganese ion binding; calcium ion binding; Hsp90 protein binding. Bases 237 to 2414 code for a protein of 725 amino acids.